AUGCAACCUGAGAAAGAGAGAAACACGACCGUCAGCGCGGACACUGACCUUCUUGACACCGAGGCACAUGACGGAGAUGAUGCCCCUCAAAGUGGGUACAACGAACUGCUAUUUUUCGACUUUGAGUGUCGCCAAGAAAAUGGAAAUCAUGAACCCAACUUGUGCGUAGUACAAAACGAAGCAGGAGACGAGUGGGUAUUCGAAGGAGAUAAUACGAGGAAUGAAUUUUGUGAAUGGCUUUUUACAAAGGAACAUGCAAACUGUAUCGUGUUGGCUCACAACUUUCAAGGUUACGACGGUUACUUUAUUCAACAGUACUUACACGAGAAUGGCGUAAUUCCCGAAGUCAUUAUGCGUGGUGCCAAGAUCCUAACAUUAAAUGUUCCAAUGUUCAAGAUUAAGUUUGUCGACUCUCUCAGUUUCAUACCGAUGAGACUCGCUGAUUUUCCAAAAACGUUUGGUUUGAACGAACUCGCGAAAGGAUACUUCCCUCAUCUGUUCAACACAGCCGAGAAUCAAAACUACGUUGGGCCCUUACCCCCGAGUCCGUUUUACCAUCCUGGUGGAAUGAGUCCUGAGGAGAAAGAAAAGUUUUUGGAAUGGCAUAAUGGUUUGAAAGAGAACAAUUAUGUGUUCGACUUCCAACAAGAGAUCUUGACUUACUGUCGAUCUGAUGUGGAUAUAUUACGCCGUUGCUGUCUAGAAUUUCGCGAGUUAUUUCGUGGUGUUACAGACAUUGAUCCAUUCGAGAAAUGUCUCACUAUUGCAUCGGCCUGUAAUCUUGUUUUCCGAAAGAACUUCCUAAAAGAAAACACCAUAGCCAUCAUUCCCCCUCACGGUUAUCGACCCAAAGACAAGCAAUCCCUCUUGGCUUUAAAAUGGCUUUCGUAUAAGGCUGAAAAAGAAGACCUCUACAUUCAACAUGCCCGAAAUGCAGGAGAAAAGCGUGUUGGCAACUAUUUACUGGACGGUUAUGAUGAAGAAACCAACACAGUCUACGAGAUCAAUGGGUGCUUCUGGCACGGUAAGUUAACUCAAAUAAACGCCUCCAUCGAAUAAACACCUUGGAUUAAAAUUAUAUUAUUGUUUUUACAGGAUGUUUGAAAUGUUAUGCUCGGGACACGAUAAAUCCAGUCAAUGGCAGGACGAUGCAGGAUCUUCAUCAAGCCACAGUGGAGAAGAUGAGUUACCUGCAGGAUCAAGGUUUCGGGGUGUGUGAAGUCUGGGAAUGUGACAUCAGGAAAGAACUGGAACAAGAUCAAGAUAUGAAGUGUUACUUUGAAAGCUACGAUCUGGUUGAUCCUUUGGAACCUCGUGAUGCCUUCUUUGGUGGACGAACUAACGCCGCAAAACUGUUCCAUGAGUGUAAAGAUGGUGAGAAAAUAAGGUAAGAUGUAAUAAAAUGAUUGGAACGAUUAUGACGUCAGAGCAAAUAUAUUGAAGACGUCAUCUUUCUCUUAGGUAUGUGGAUUUUACGAGCCUUUACCCGUGGUGCAACAAAAUGACGCGGACAGUUGUUGGCCAUCCCCGCAUCAUCACAGAAAAUUUUGAAGAUAUUUCCACUUACUUCGGCUUGAUUAAAUGCACGGUGCUUCCACCUCGAGGUCUUUUCCAUCCAGUCUUACCUUAUCGAACUCAAGGCAAGUUGAUGUUCCCCCUCUGCAAGUUGUGUGCUGAUACGUGUAAUCAGACUCCCUGUACCCAUUCCGACAACGAAAGAGCCAUUCAAGGAACGUGGUGUAGCGUAGAGUUGGAGAAAGCUCUGGAGAAAGGUUACAGAAUUCUACAGCUAAAUGAAGUAUGGCAUUUUUCUGAAUCCUCCGACCAAUUGUUCAAAGAGUAUGUGGACACCUUUCUCAAGAUCAAACAGGAGUCAAGUGGUUACCCUAAGAAUUGUUCCACGGAGGAACAGAGACAACAAUACGUAGAUGAAUACCUUGCAGUUGAAGGAAUUCAGUUGGAUCGAAGCAAAAUCGAGCACAAUCCAGGCAUGCGUGCGUUAUCCAAGCUCAUGCUAAACUCGUUUUGGGGUAUGUAUUUUAAACAGUGCAUGUAUUCUAAAUGUCUUUUAGGUGGCAUCCGAACACGUGCAACGUUACCGCUACAAAUACUCAUAAUGUAUUUUUCUCUAUAGGUAAAUUUGCACAACGUCCGAAUAUGGCUAAAGUCGAAUUGAUCAGUGAAGUGCAAACGUUUCUCGACUAUCUGACGUCCGACGAAAUCAACGUGCUCGACGCAAAUUUCAUAAGCGAUGAAGUGAUUGAGAUCCACUACGAAAACAACGAAAAUUUUAUAGCGCCAAAUUCCAAAACGAAUGUGGUCAUCGCCGCUUUUACAACCGCUUAUGCCCGACUCAAAUUGUACGGAGUGCUGGAUCAACUGAAUGAAAGAGUGUUGUACUAUGAUACGGACUCAGUAAUAUUCGUCAGCAAACCAUGUGAAUCAGAGCCCCCGCUGGGUCCUUACCUCGGCCAACUCACUGAUGAAUUAAAAGAAGGGCACAUUACAACCUUCAUAUCGGGAGGACCUAAAAAUUACUGUUAUCGGACCAGUUCCAACAAAGUAGAAACAAAGAUACGCGGUAUCACGUUGAAUUGCACCGCAAGGCAAAAAGUGAACUUUGACGUCAUUCGCUCAUUGGUGUUCCUCUAUGCAAAAUGUAAUGUCAAGGGACAAGUAACCGUUGAUAUCCCGUUCAGGAUAACACGGGACACAAAGACAAAAAACAUUGAAACAAAAAGAAUGAAAAAGGACUACCGUAUUGUAUAUAACAAACGUGUAAUUAUUGAUGAUUAUAACACAUUACCCUAUGGGUAUUAACUUUGUAAAUAACAUAAACAGUUUGAAAUAAAUAUUUUAACAAGGUCGCUUGAUCUCAAAGUUAAUUUCUGAUGUUCAGUUUGUGAUAGUGAUCCAGAUUCACCCCCGUUUCUUCUUCCAGUGUCGCGACUUGCUUUUCAUUUUUUCUAGCCAAAUCCCACAUCAAAAUUUCCUUAGCGUUCAUAUGAUAGGUAAAGUUGUUCCCCUGAGGGGCCCGAGGUACUGUUACACCCGUUAAUGUUUCCAAUAUGAUUUGCGUCAACAUGAUUGAGUGCAAUGUCGGAUUGUCAAUAAGCGUUGCGGGUAUCAUAUUCUUCUCUAUCAAAAGCUUCAUCAAAUCCAAAGUUGCCAAAUUUCCAUCUUGCGUUAAGAAUUUGUCCGAAAGCCAAUGAGUUACGAUGUCUCUCCAAGCCAUGUUGCUUCUAUCAGAUGCUUGUUUGAUCUGAUCAAAAAUUUUAAAAGGUACUGGGUUUUUAUAGAUUUUGCUCACAUGACAAUUUGCAUAGUGUCGACGCUGUACGUUUUUAUAGGUUACAAUAACUGAAAGGUCUCGUGUUUCAACGCCCGUCUGUGUUCCACGCAAAAAACGGUUUUCCAAUUGUCCGCAUUAUACUUGAUCAAUUCGUGCACUUUCAUUUCGCUCAAACUUCUAGUAAAAGCUUCAAUAACUUUCGUUUCCGAAGCCUUUUCCAAAGCAUAGUCAAAAUACAAACAUAAUUGUUCAUCCCUUUCCAUCGUAAGACAUUGAUGAUGCGUUUGGGACAGAUGCUCUGUCAUGCAUCCGUUACAAUUUUCAACAACGAGCUGGGAGAUGAUAGGAGCUAUUUCUUCAGCCGAAAUUUUCAAAAGUUUCUUUACGACAAGUUUCUGGCGAAGAUGGAGAACUAAUUCCAUAUUAUCAAUGUCGAUAGACUCAGCACGAAACAUGUUUGAUCUUCACUUGACUGUUGACUGUUUCUUUUAAGUGCAAAACGUUUAAAGUCGGACGUACCUAUAAAAAUCUUUUCAUACUAGAGCGUACGUCAUGGGACACACUGCCAGCAAAAAUCCGAAGAUUAACAAAGAUCAUAAUAAACAGAAAAUGUUUAGAAUCGGUAUAAGUGUUGGACGAAAUGAUCUCAAUGUUGAGGGACAUUUACAGGCGGGGUACAGCAGUAAAACCAUUAAGAACUACAAACCAGUUGAAAAUACUUUAACAAGGGACAAACCCCUUGAAAAUACGUUGCCAAAGGAUGAUAGCAUUCAAAACGUUGAAGAAUAAAGCGAAUCCUUCAUUUCAUGUGUGAACAUGGACGAAUACCUAUCUAGCGUCUAUUACGAUCCAAAACGUCCUGGAGGAUUUGGCGGAGUGGAUCGUUUGUAUGAUGACGUCAAAAAGGAAGGAAAGUUUGCGAUAAGUCGUAAGAAAAUUAAUGAAUGGCUGAUGAAACAGGAUGCGUAUACGUUACAUAAACCGAUGCGUCGUCACUUCAGACGAAAUCGCGUCAUCGUAGGCGGUAUCGAUCAGCAAUGGCAAAUGGAUCUGGCAGACAUGCAGUCCAUGCAAAAAUUUAAUGACGGUUACCGUUAUCUGCUCGUGUGCAUCGAUGUCUUUUCCAAAUAUGCAUGGGUAGUCCCGUUGAAAAACAAAACGGGUCCAACACUGGUCGAAGCUUUCAAAGUCAUUUUGGCAUCUGGACGCAAACCUGAAAAGAUCAUGACCGAUCAAGGAACAGAGUUUUUAAACAAACAUUUUCGAGCGUUGAUGAAAGAAGAAGACAUCGAGCUGUACAAUACGUACAACGAAACGAAAGCUUCUAUCGUGGAACGUCUCAUUCGUACUCUGAAGACUAAAAUGUGGCGUUAUUUUACGGCCAAGAAAACCAUGAGAUACGUGGACAUGUUACCCGAUUUGGUCUAUUCCUACAAUCAUAGUGUUCACCGUAGCAUAAAGACAAAACCCGCGGAAGUAACUACUGAAAACGAAAAGAAAGUGUGGCACACUCUGUAUGAUCAUGACGCCGUGAAAAAUGUAAAGUACAAGUUUAAGAUUGGUGAUCAAGUUAGAAUUAGCAAGAUGAAACGAACGUUCGAAAAAGGGUACUUGCCAAAUUUCUCAAAAGAGAUCUUUAUUAUAAGCAAGCAAAUACCUCGCGAUCCUCCAGUGUACAAACUAAAGGAUCUGGACGGUGAAGAACUCAAAGGAACGUUUUACGAACAAGAGCUGCAAAAGGUGAUCAAAGAAGAUGACGUGUACGAAAUUGAGAAAAUCUUGAAGAAACGUGGACGUGGCAAUAACGUACAUUAUCUUGUAAAAUGGUUAGGGUACCCAAAUAAAUUUAAUUCAUGGGUAUCCGCUUCUGAAAUAAAUAAGAUUUAA
Molecule: messenger RNA, 5179 nt
Organism: Paramuricea clavata
Lineage: Eukaryota; Metazoa; Cnidaria; Anthozoa; Malacalcyonacea; Plexauridae
Source: the annotation of a GenBank genome assembly